AUGUCGCGCAAAUCAAGCAGCAGUGAAGAAGAUCCAGGAGCUCGCCCGUCAGCGUCUCGAUUCUCAAAGAUAAAGGAACUAAGCCUCUUCCCAUCAUCACGUUUGCCUACAAUGGACGCGUCACCAAGUUUGAGAUACUUCUCGCAGCCUGCCUUCAACAGAGAUACGAGCUCAACAAGUCGUGAUGGCUCACAAGUCCUUUGCGAAUGUUCACACAAUACCCACGAUAAGAAGGUGCUUGUGGUAGACAAGGUCCUGUUAACACACUUGCUCAAAAUCUUAGCUCCAAGCAAAUCAUACACCUUGGAUGAUUUGGGCACGCUUUUCCCAAAUCUUGAUUGUGUCGAUUUCUCGAGAAGAAAAUUUGAUGAGCUUAAUCGUCUCGGCAUCCGCCAGAAGAUUCCGGACCGAUUGAGGCCAGUCUUCAAAUACAAACGCGGGAGCAUUCAAUAUCCAAAUUUACCACUUCUCGUAUGUAACGCUGAUAUGGUUUGGAUGGCGGAAAAGGGAGAG
Mesorhabditis belari is the source of this 513-nucleotide messenger RNA. NCBI's taxonomy places the organism in Eukaryota, Metazoa, Nematoda, Chromadorea, Rhabditida, Rhabditidae. The record is from the annotation of a GenBank genome assembly.